This is a messenger RNA of Parasteatoda tepidariorum (common house spider), 1691 nucleotides long. Its product is annotated as nonsense-mediated mRNA decay factor SMG9. The record is from RefSeq and is a predicted model, not a curated record. Gene Ontology annotation, biological process: nuclear-transcribed mRNA catabolic process, nonsense-mediated decay. NCBI's taxonomy places the organism in Eukaryota, Metazoa, Arthropoda, Arachnida, Araneae, Theridiidae.
CACUUCCUUUUGCGCAUUCCUUAUAUCUGUGAAAAUCGGCAAUCAACAUCAACAUCUGGGAUUUCGGCUGUUUUUACGUAAAAAUGUGCAAUUAAUUUAAAGAAAUUUCGUUUGCUACUGUUUUGUUUAAUGAUGCCUCCUCCUAUUAAAAUUAAAGAUGGUUCUGAAUUUGAUUCUCCAACACCAAAGACUCCUCUCGUAAUUUUGGCUAAACCUCCUGAUAAGAAUAAAGUAAACCAGAGUAGCAAUGUAUUGGCUAGUCCAAAUAUUCAAACUGAACUUUUGAGAUCCCCCACAGUUGUUCAGAAAGCAUCAUCUGUCACUCCUGAAAUAGAAGAUAGUGCUAUAAUUGUCCAAGGAGCUGCUUCUACAAGUAAAGAUAGCGACUCAUUUUCUGAUCUUGUGAAAAAUGUCGCCCACCGUGUUUUUCAUGUUCAACAAAAACCAGUCACUACACAAAGUGAAUCCAAUGAUCAGAAGCAGGUAACUACACCAGAUAUGUCAUAUCCAGUCAAAUUAGUUGAUGAAUCUUUGCAAUGGUGUGACAAUGCUUUAGAGUAUUUGCAUGAUGGAACUGACUUUUAUGUGAUUGGUGUUAUUGGCUUGCAAGGUGUUGGGAAAUCAACUAUCAUGUCAAUUAUUAGUGGAAAUUAUUCUGAGAAAUCUAAGUGGCAGCUUUUUAAGCCACAAACUAAUGAUUUGAAAGAAAUUGGAGAACACUGUACAACCGGCAUUGAUAUAUAUGUGACUAACCAAAGGGUUAUUCUUUUGGAUACACAACCAGUUAUCAGUGCAUCUGUCAUGGACCACAUGAUUCAAUAUGAAAAGAAACCUCCCGGAGGACCAGAUUAUCAUUCUGUGGAAAAUGCAUUACUUAUGCAAUCUUUACAACAAGUUGCUUUUUUGAUGGCUGUUUGCCACACAAUUAUUUCUGUUCAGGAUUGGUUCAUCGACUUGAAUUAUUUGAGAAUUAUUUUGUCUGCGGAGAUGUUGAAGCCCACAACUCCCUUAAACAUACACGAUCUUAGUCUUCCAGACGAACCUGCCGAAUAUUAUCCUCAUUUAGUGUUUGUGCAAAAUCAUAGUCAACGAGAAGAUUUUUAUCCUGAUUCAGUGGCUACAAUGCAAGAAACCUUGCACCAUGUUUUCAAGAAAUCAAAGCUAAAAUACUCGGGUUGUGUGAGCUGUGGAACUCAUAGUCACGUGCCAAAAGAUCAUGAUAGAGUGAAUUUAUUUCUCAUGUGUGACAAGGAGCCUCCAGAAUUUGAUGGUGGUAAAGAUCAGUUUCCAGAAUACAAAGGUCAUCCUGGCUACCAGUACCUUGCAGAAUCGCUUGGUCAACAAGUUUUAUCCAUGCCCAGGUCUCUCCUAACAAAUUCUCCAUUAUCAGAAAAGAAUUGGUUUCAUUAUUCUGCCAGAAUCUGGGAAACAGUGAAAAAGUCUACAUUAUUUUUAGAAUAUAACAGACUUUUGCCAUGAUAAUUUUCUAAAAAUAAUAUUACUUUUGUGACACUGUGAAAUCACUGCAAUGGAUGCCAGUUUAUAUAUUUAUUAAGAACAGAAUUUAACAUUUUCUCAAUCCUUAUUUAGAAGUAUAAAUGUGACAGCAUUUAUUCUAUCUUUAUUUACUUUAAAAAAUAUAUAUUUAAUUCAGAUUAAGAUUUUUUUUUUCCUUUAACCUCAACGUACUU